CUCCUCCUCUUUCACUUACGGCAACAAAGUGUCUGUCUUGAGAGUUGAGUCCAGCAGAAACCAGCAGGGAUCCUGAUGGAAGUGCCUGGAUCCAGGUGACUGAAAGCCGCCGACUUAGGAACAUAAGCAGCUGCCAUAUACUGAGUCAAACCAUUGUUCCAUCCAGCUCAGUAUUGUCUGCACAGACUGGCAGCGGCUUCUCCAAGGCUGCAGGCAGGAAUCUUUCUCAGAGACAGCCCAGCCCAGCCCACCCUGCAGGAUCAGGCGGUGGUAUUUGAACAUCUGUGACUGCCUUCUGUGGAGUCAGACCCCUGGUCUGCUUCCAUCUAGCAAGCACAGUACUGUGGGCUGCUUUCCAGGCACGUGGAUAGAGGUUUUUUCCAACUGCCUUUAUAAGACGGGGGUGGCGGGAGAUGGAAGUCGAGCUGUGUGAAAUGGCAGCCCUGAGUCCCCAAGGCGAGGCACUGACAGAGGAGGAAAUACAGCUCACAAUUAAAACAGAAGAGCCAGACAUGCCAGUCCUUGAACCCGUGACGGGCUCCAAAGCAGCAGAGAAGGCUCCUCACGUCAUCGAAGCUGGGAGUAUCCUGGAAUUUCUGCAAAGGGCGUCGGGAAAGCAGUUUAUGCAGGUUCCAGGUGAGGGGCUGCUGCAGCAGUGGGAGGCCCAGUGGCAGGAGUUCCUGAGGACACUGGAAUCCCCCUCCUCAGGUUGGGGAAUCUCACAGCUGCCAAAGGAGCCCACACCGUGGGAGGAUACGAAGGCUUUCCUGGCCUCCUUCGAGCAAGUGGCCGAAGCCUGCCAGUGGCCCAAGGAAGAGUGGGUGACCCGGCUCCAGCCAGCCCUCAGCGGAGAAGUCAAGCAGGCCUUUAGCACACUGGAGGCCGGAGACAGAGAGGAUUAUGGGACAGUGAAGGCAGCCAUUUUGCGAAGCGACACUUUCAGCAGGGAGAGAAAGCGCCAGCAGUUCAGGCAUUUCAGCUACCAGGAGGCCAAGGGGCCCCGAGGGGUUUACAGCCAACUGCAGGAACUUUGCAAUCAGUGGCUGAAGGUGGACAAACACUCCAAAGAACAGAUCCUGGAGCAGCUGAUCCUAGAGCAGUUCCUGGCCAUCCUGCCCCAGGAAAUGCAGACCAGGGUGAGGGAAGGCGGUCCGGAGACCUGUGCCCAAGCGGUGGCCUUUGCGGAGGAUUUCCUGGUGGAGCAGCCAGCAGCUAAGAGCCCGGAACAAGAGGUGCUCAAGGAGACAGCAGAUGAGGCUCACUUAGUUACGGAGCAGAUGCAGGUGUGUGGAGAGGCUGGACAGGAGAUCAGCAGUAACAACAAUGCCAGUGUGACUUUGGCAGGUCAUGAACUGACAAAUGAGGAUAUAAAAACUGAACAGGCAGAGGAAGGUUCCUUGCAAGUGGAACCCAACAGGCCAUCACUGGGAAGAACAGAACAGAAUGGGUUGGUGCGAGAGACUAAAAAGAGCCCGAUGAAAAAAGCUGGCAAGAAGAUCAAGGCAGCCCAACCGGAGGCCCAGAAGGGCAAGAAGCAAAGUGCAUCUCCUCAGAGUGGGAAGAAAUCGUCCUUCACGUGUUCUGACUGCGGGAAAAGCUUCUGCCGACGCUCCUACCUUUUCCAGCACCAUCGAAUCCACACGGGCGAAAAGCCCUACACAUGCUCCUACUGCCAAAAACCCUUCCGGGAACACUCACACCUCACAAAGCACGAGAGGCUGCACACAGGGGAGAAACCGUACAAAUGUUCAGACUGUGGCAAGACCUUCCGCCAGUCCUCAAAUCUCCAUAAGCACACGAAGAUGCACAUUGGGCCACCCAUCUACAAAUGCUCCGACUGCGGGAAGAGCUUCAGCCAGCGCGCCAAGUUCUCCCAACAUCGUAAAAUCCACGUCCGAGGGAAGAAUUAUCCAUGUUCUCACUGUGGGGAAAGCUUUGAACAGUUCUCGCUCCUCUACGAACACCAGCAAACCCACGCGUCGGAGCGGGCUUUUAAAUGUACUGUGUGUGGGAAGACCUUUGAUCACCGCUCGAGUUACCUGAAGCACAGAGUGACCCACACGGGAGAGAAGCCCUAUAAAUGCACCACCUGCGGACGGCGCUUCAGCCAGUCCUCAAAUCUUCAUAAGCACAACAAAAUCCACACGGGAGAAAAGCCCUACAAGUGUUUGACCUGUGGGAAGUCCUUCACACAGAGUUCCCAUCUCAGCCUGCAUCAAAACACCCACAAAGGGUUUAAAUCUUAUACAUGCUUAAACUGUGGCGAUACCUUCACCAACCGGUCACAUCUUAUGAAACACAAGCUGAGCCACGCAGAAACAAAGGCUGCUGCAUAGGUUUGAAAUGCCACUUCGUUUUAAAAGGCAUAGGAAUUGGUUUUAAAAAGGCUUGGACAGUAUUGAAGUGUAUUUUGCCUUUAUAUCAAGCAGCAGGUAUAGCACAGCAGCUAAUACAAUGAGUUGUGAAUUGAAGAGUCCCUAGUCUGAAUUUAAGGACAUAAAAAGAGCCUUGCUGGAUCAGGCCCAAGGCCUGUCUCGUCCAGCAUCGUUUUCCCACAGAUGCCUCUAGGAAGCCCACAAGCAGGAGAUGAAGGCAUGCCCCCUUACCUCUGUGGCUCCCCUGCAACUGGUAUUCAGAAGCAUCCUGCCUCUGAACCUGGUGGCACCUAUAGCCACCCAGACCAUUGAUAGAACUGUCCUCCUCCAUGCAUUUGUCUAUGCUCCUUUUAAAGGCAUCCAAGCUGGUGGCCCUCACCACAUCAGAAUCUCAUUUCUUCACAAUAUCACGUGAAAGCCUGAUUAGAGUGCAUGAUUGUCAGCUCCACCCAACUGCAGGAAUGUGACCUACCUUACAAGAUGGUUGUAUGGACUACAGCACCCACAUGGCUGCGAAGUGCCUUUUGGUGACAGCUUUUGGUGCAAAGAUUCCAGCUGCUCUGAUGCUUUGAGGAGAAAAUGGGUGAAAGGCCAAAAAAGACACACUUUGUCAAACAUAAGAGGCUUUUUUGGUAGUUGGGAGUUUAAUUAGAUGUUAGCAGUUCCCUUCUUCGGGACACUGUUUCCAGAAACCUUAUGAGCACAAGACAGAGAAUGGGUGAGGGGAGAUUUAUGAAAUUUGUUGCCGCACCACAUAGGAAGCAUCUACUAAGUUGGACAAUUGGUCCAUCUAGUUCGGUAUUGUUUACUCUGACUGGCAGCACUGAUCUAUGGACCCAUUCUGCUGUCAGUGGCUUUCUGAAUAAUGCUGAUAUGGGAGAUCUCCAUGCCUGGCUGCCAGAAAUGAUGCGAUUUCUGGCCAUUUAUCCACAGCAGGAAGGGAUACAUCUUCAUGCAAAGGCUGCUGCCAGUGGUCUCCAUAGGAUGUUGGUAACAUGCAUGCAUGACAGGCUGCAGUAUCCAGGUCUUGAAAAUUGGGGGAAUUUUGUUCUGCAGGAUUUUUUUUUUUUUUUUUUUAGGGCUGCAACAUUAAUUGCAGUUUUAAUUGACUAACUUGGAAGACCAACUUUUUAAAAAAUGCCCCUACUUAAUUGGGUAACACAGCCUUUUGGGGGUAGUAUUUCUAAUUCAGUACCAGAAUUUUCCAAUAAUGAUAUGCUUUCCCCCCUUUAGUAGCAGCCUCAGUCCAUGCUACUUAUAAUACACUGAGAUACACAUUUUAGGGGGAAAGGGGGCAUUUUACAAGUAAUACGUGGCAUGCUUCACAGAGCUGCUUCUUUCUUUGCCCCUCAACCAUGAGCUCCUGCCUUCUCCUCUCCCUGAACCAAUGGGGUCAUAUCAGCUCUAAAUGUCUGGACAAUCAUUCCAAUCAGUAAUCUGCCUGCCUCUCCAUCUUAAUGUACCAUGUACUGUAGAAUAUAAGUGCAAGAAGUUCCUAACCCUGCCAGCAAGAAUACUGUUUCCUGCUUCUUACCAAGGCAAAUUAUAGAAUGUGUACUUACUAGCAAUAGCUCUCCUUGUCCAGGUAACCCUGGGGCAAAGAGAAACAAGAUAGAACAUAAGAAAAGCCCUGUUGGAUUAGGCCCAAGGCCUAUCUAAUCCCAACACCCUGUUUCACACAGUAGCCCAACAGAUACCUCUGGGAAGCUCACAGGCAAGAGCUGAGGGCAUAGCUGUCCUCCAUAAGAACACCCCUGCUGGAUCAGGCCCAAGGCCCAUCUAGUCCAACACCCUGUUUCACACAGUAGCCCACCAGAUGCUGCUGGAAGCCUACAGGCAGGAGUUGAGGGAAUGCCCUCUCUCCUGCUGUUAUUCCCCUGCAACUGGUACUAAGAGAGGCAUCCUGCCUUUGAGGCUGGAGGUGGCCUACAGCCCUUUGACUAGUAGCCAAUGAUAGACCUUUCUUCAAUGAAGUUAUCCAAACCCCUCUUAAAGCCAUCCAGGUUGUUGGCUGUCACCACAUCUUGUGGCAGAGAAUUCCACAAACUGAUUAUACCUUGUGUGAAAAAGUACUUCCAUUUGUUGGUCCUAAAUUUCCUGGCAAUCGAUUUCAUGGGAUGACCCCUGGUUCUAGUGUUAUGUGAGAGGGAGAAGAAUUUCUCUCUUAUCCACUUUCUCCACACCAUGCAUGAUUUUAUAGACCUCUAUCAUGUCUCCCCGCAGUCGUCUUUUUUCUAAACUAAAUAGCCCCAGGUGUAACCUUGCCUCAUAAGAAAGGUGCUCUAGGCCCCUGAUCAUCUUGGUUGCCCUCUUCUGCACCUUUUCCAGUUCUACAAUGUCCUUUUUUAGAUGUGGUGACCAGAAUUGUACGCAGUGCUCCAGGUGCGGCCGCACCAUAGUCUUGUCUAAGGGUAUUAUAAUAUUAGUAGUUUUAUUUUCAGUCCCCUUCCUAAUGAUCCCUAGCAUGGAAUUUGCCUUUUUCACAGCUGCCGCACAUUGAGUCAACACUUCAAUGAGCUGUCCACCACGACCCCAAGAUCCCUCUCAUGGUCAGUCACCGACAACUCUGAUCCCAUCAGCAUAUACUUGAAGUUGGGGGUUUUUUAUCCCAAUGUGCAUCACUUUACACUUGCCAACACUGAACUGCAUUUGCCAUUUUGUUGCCCACUCCCCCAGUUUGGAGAGAUCCUUUCGGAGCUUCUCACAAUCUGUUUUGGAUUUCACUACCCUAAAGAGUUGUUAUCAUCUGAAAUUGGGCCACCUUGCUGCUUACUCCUGCUUCUAGAUCAUUUAUGAAUACAUUAAAAAGCACCGGUCCCAGUACAGAUCCCUGGGAGACCCCACUUCUUACUUCCCUACAUUGUGAAAACUCGCCAUUUAUCCCUACCCUCUGUUUCCUGUCUUUCAACCAGUUAGCAAUCCACACGUGUACUUGUCCCCUUAUCCCAUGAAUUUAUCUAAACCCCUCUUAGUCAUCCAGGCUGUCGGCAGAAACAAUUUCCUUCAAUUUUAAGUUAAAAGCUCUGUGUACAAUACACAAAGGGCACAUUCUAAUUGGAAAAUUACAGGUACUUAUAGAAACUGCAGUACGGCAUGCCAUCUUGGAAGAAGUAUUCCCCCUCUCCAUUUUCUCUCAGGCACAGGAGGGAAUACCUCUUCUAACAUGGAGUUGAGCACAACCCACAAGUCCAUCAUCUUGAAGCAAACAAAAGAGGUAUUCCCUCCCAUGUGUGAGAGGAGAGAAUACUUCUUUUGAGAUGCAUUUUCUACAUCCUGACAUCAUCUAGGAUAUUUUUUGCUUCAGAUUUAAUAGAUUUUUAAAAGAUUUAAUAGGUUGAUCAUUUGAAAAUAUCAUGUGAUAGCCCCACCCUUCUUGUUGUUGCUCCUUCUGGGACUAUCCAUUUAUAUCUGCAAAUUAUAGAAGCAUAGAAACUGUCUUAUACCAAAUCCGGCCACUGGCAGAUUUAACCUGGUAUACAGCUCUCCAGGGUUUCAGGGCAGGAGUCUUUCCUAGCCCUAUCAGGAGAUUUCAGGGAUUGAAUCUGGAACCUUCUGUAUGCAACACAGGUGCUCUACCACUGAGCUCUGGCCCUAUCCCAAUCUAUUCCCCUAGAGGAGAGAGAUAAGGUACAUAGGAAGCUGCCAUAUACUGAGUCAGACCAUAGGUUCAUCUAGCUCAGAAUUGUCUACACAGACUGGCAGCGGCUUCUCCAAGGUUGCAGGCAGGGCUCUCCCUCAGCCCUAUCUUGGGGAUGCCAGGGAGGGAACUUGAAACCUUCUGCUCCUCCCAGAGUGGCUCCAUCCCCUAUAGAGAAUAUCUUACAGUGCUCGCACAUCAGGUCUCCCAUUCAUAUGCAACCAGGGCAGACCCUGCUUAGCUAAGGAGACAAUUCAUGCUUGCUACCACCAGACCAUCUCUCCUCUCAGAGGUCAUAAGAAAAUAACAGCCCUGCUGAAUCCGGCCCAAGACCUAUCUAGUGCAGCAUCCUGUUUCACACAGUGGCCCCCCAGAUGCCUCUGGGAAGCCCAUAGGCAAUUGCUGAGGGCAUGCCCUCUCUCCUGCUGUUGCUCCCCUGCAACUGGGAUUUAGAGGCCUCUUAGCCUGGAGGCAGCCUAUAGCCCUCAGACUAGUAGCCAUUGAGAGACUCAGUAAAAUUAUCUAAGCCCUUCUUAAAGCCAUCCAGGCUGGUGGUGGCUGUCACCAUAUCUUGUGGCAGAGAAUUCCAUAGGUUGAUUAUAUAUUAUGUGUAAAAGUACCUCCUUUUGUUGGCCCUAAAUUUCCCAACCUUCAGUUUCAUGGGAUGAUCCCUGGUUCCAGUGUUAUGUGAGAUGGCAAAAAAAUUAUCUCAUAAUGUUAUAGACAUUAUAACAUGUUGCCCCUCAAUUGUCCUUUUUUAAAAAACUAAAAUGCCCCAGCCUUUGUAGCCUGGCCUCAUAAGGAAGUGCACCAAGCACUGCAGCUCACCCAUCUUGGCUCACUGGCUUCUGGCAUUGGCAUAAGAGAAUAACAUCCCCUACCUAGUGUGUGCAAUCUUUUUUAUGGCCAUUUGAUCUCUUUGGCCAGCUAGCACAUCCUUUUGCCUGCUCUUUACCUAGUUCUACUCUGCCCCCUUCUGGUUUAUCUGAAGCACUUACACUCUCACAUCUUAAGGGAUGGCAUUUGCUGAACUGGUCCUUAGGUUAGGAAGAGUUGGCUGAUAACUGCUAGGUUGGGGGGACAGAUGCAGUGUGGGCUUUGCAGUCUUCAUGGAUUUCCUUGAUUAUUUGGGGGAAAGCAGCAUUCAUUGGCUGCAUUAGUGCUGGAAUAACACAAGAGGCCACUCAGAGCCCUCCACUGAUAAACAUAGGAAGCUGCUUUUUACUGAGUCCAUGGUCCAGCCAGCUCAAUAUUGUCCAGUCUGACCGGGAAGAGCUCUGCAGCAUUUCAGGGGUCUCUCCCUACCUUACUUGGAGAUGCCAGGGAUUGAACCUAGGAGUUUCUGCAUGCAAAACAGGUGUUCUGCCCCUGAGCCAUGGAUGCUCCUGAUAAUUGUAGGUGGUGCUUUCUACUGAGUCAGACUACUGGUCCAACCCACUCAAUAUGGUCUACUCUGACUGGCAGCAGCUUUCCCAGGUUUUAGGCAGGGGUGUUUCCCAGCAUUUGCUGCAGAUGCCAGGGAUUAACCCUGAGAUUUCCUGUAUGCAAAGCAUACAGGAACUUAUUCCUAAAUUACAGCCUCUCUCAUAAAAAGGACUGCUAUGUUAAUAGUCCAUGAAUUGUCUAUGGGUUAUUAGUAGCAUGCAAUACAGCAUAUUAUAUAGGAAGCUACUACUUUAAAUUCUAGUUCAAAGUGUUAUAUAAAAGGGGUGGGUUUUCAAUAGAUUUUUUUUUCAUGGAUUGCCAGCAAAUGGCCAGCAGAUGAUGCUAAGAAAUAGUGCAACUUCAUUCAACAUCCUCCAGAUCAACUGAGUAAAUCUCUCAUCGCAAUUUGUGCUCAUAUUAGAAUAAAUUAUUCUAGACCCUUUCCAAUUUGGCUUUCGCCCUGGGUUUGAGACUGAAAUUGCCUUUGUCGCCCUGGUGGAUGACCUACUCUGGGAACUAGAUGGGGGAAUGCGUCCCUGUUGGUUCUGCUGGAUCUCUCAGUGGCAUUCGAAACCAUUGACCAUGGUAUCUUUCUUGACCACCUCUCAGGUAUAGGGAAGUCCAGGGGGUGGAGGCGGUGCAUUGGAGUGGUGGUGGUCCUUUCUUGCAGGGAGAUUCCAGAAGGUGGUGCUGGGGGACUUCUGCUCAACUCCUUGGCCCCUGGCCUGUGGGGUCCUAGAAUGUUCAAUAUUGUACCCCAUACUGUUUAACAUCUACAUGAAACCACCGGGAGAGGUCAUCCGGAGGUUUGGACUAAACUGUCAUCAAUAUGCAAAUGACACUCAGCUCCGCCUUUCCCUGACAUCAGGUCCUGGGGAAGCAGUGGAUGUACUGAACCAGGGGGCUGAAGGUGGUGAUGGGCUGGAUGUGGGGUAGCAAACUGAGGUUAAAUCCAGACAAGACGCAGGUGCUGCUGGUCAGUAGAAAAGCCAAUUGGACUAGGGUGAUGCAACCAGCUCUGGAUGGGGUUGUAUUCCCCUUGAAAGAGCAAGGACCUAGUGCUACUUUUGGAUGCUCAGGUGGAGGCAGUGGCCAGGUAUACCUUUGCACAGUUUGGCUAGUGUGCCAGCUGCAUCCCUUUCUCAAGAAGGCAAGUCUGGCCAUGGUUACCCAUGCCUUACAUUGCGACUAGAUGCACUUUACGUGGGGCUGCCCUUGAAGACUAUUCAGAAACCGGUUGGUGCAGAAUGCAUUUGCCAGGGUUCUCUCUGGAACUGCUCACUUGGAGCAUAUUAUACCUGUUUUGAAAGAGCUGCACUGACUGCCAAUUGUUUCCGGAUCCAAUUCAAGGUGCUGGUUAUUACCUUUAAAGCCCUUAAUGGUUUGGACCCUGGAUACUUGGAGGGCCACCUGCUCCCAAGGGUUUCUGCUCACCCAACAAGGUCAUCAGAGGGGCCUUUGCUCCGUGUGCCCAUGUUAAGAGAGGCUAGAUUGUCCUGCACACAGGACAGGGCCUCUGUUGUUGCCCCCAGGCUCUAGAAUGUUCUCUCAGUGAGUGUUUGUUCUUUGGCAUCUGUGGCUGCUUCUUAAAACAAAACAAAACAAAAUACAUUUUUAUUUGUUCAGGCUUUUACCCCUUAGGGGCUAUCAGGUUUCUCAGCUUUCCUGCUUCUGUUUAUCUUUUUAUGGUGGUUUUUUGGUUUAGGAAUUUCCUCCUAAUGUGCCAUUGAAAUUAAUGGGAACUGAAUUAUUACUAACUUGUCUCACUGAUCUCAGCAGUGCUUAGUCAUGACCAAUUAGUGUGGACAUAGGGCAAAUCUAUUGCUAGUCUGCCGCUCUGGUUUUUUUUGCUUUGUGUAUUGCCCUGUUACCUUUUUGUGUGUGUGGUUAUGCACAUUUCAUUGUGUUGCUGUUUUUAAUACUCUGUUAGCUACCCUGAACCAUGAUGCUGAAGGUAUGGAUUUCUAAGACAAAUAAAACCCACAUUUCCUGUC
Hemicordylus capensis (graceful crag lizard) is the source of this 9431-nucleotide messenger RNA. RefSeq names its product zinc finger and SCAN domain-containing protein 30-like. Lineage: Eukaryota; Metazoa; Chordata; Lepidosauria; Squamata; Cordylidae. Gene Ontology annotation, biological process: negative regulation of transcription by RNA polymerase II; regulation of immune system process; regulation of cytokine production. The transcript has 4 exons. The record is from RefSeq and is a predicted model, not a curated record. The coding region runs from base 414 to 2336 and encodes 640 amino acids.